CGGAAAGUUGAAGGCAGCUCCAGCAGCCGCCAUAUGGCCCAUGGGGCAUCAGCUUUGUGAUGGACGCAGAAAGUACGCAUUGUGCAACCAAGAAUUGCUCAUUAGCUGGACCUCUUGCUGGUGCGCCCUCCAAAAGUCCUAACAAUUAGGAAGAAGAGCCUUGUUGAGUUCAUGACGCCACAGUUCCAAAGAUAACCGUAGUCCACCAGAGCAUGUUACCGACGCCGCAGCGGGCCACAGAUGGAUGCUGCUUGAGCCUUCAAGAUUACUGAAGAGAAAAGCUGAAUUGGACGGAUCUUGGACAUAUUUUUCAUCAUGAAGCAACACCUAUACGGUCGUAAGGAGCACGGCUUUGAUGCCUUCUUCAUGAAGUUUAGAGUGUCCACGUGCACGCCAGUACAGGGCAGUACCGCCCCGAUGGCUUGAACAAUCCUGUGGAGCCUCUAGCUCCCAUCAUUUAGGCAGCAUGUUGCAGAGGCUAAAUGAAGCCUUUUGCCACAGGUGGACCUUUGUUGGCUUCGCUAUUAGCUUACUGCUGCUGGUAUCUAUUGAGCACAGCGGAGCAGACUAUGUGGAAACUGCGCCUAGACCUGGGGCUCCUCUUCCUCCACCCAUCUCCCCUGGAGAAUGUCCCCUGGUCUUUUUGCAGGCAGACAUCCAGUACGCAAAGCUGACUGCAUGCUCCACAAGCAAUGCUGUCGUGGGCCUUCUAGGCACAGCUGUCACAACUGCCAGUCCCUCAAGUACCACCUGCUGCGAUCAAAUGAAGGCAGUCCUUUGGAAGGCCCGAGUGCGGUAUGCCAAUGAGACUGGGCGCCUUUUGCUGCCUCAGGCAUCUGCCGAUGCUUGUAUCCAGAAUUUGAACAGUUCGGCAGCAGCUGCUGAGCUGCCUGCCGUUGGCAAGUGCGAAAGUACGAGCGAUAUACUCUCAGAGGACACGGGGAAAGCAUGUGGAGAUGAUCUCACAACUGUGUACGGUUUCUGGUCAGCAUCGAAUCGGACCUUCCCAGGAACGGUGGGGAGCAGUUGCUUUGGGGCGAAUGUAGACUGCGGUCUUUGCACUGCCCUCAUCGCAGACAAGACUAUGUCACUAAGCAGCAGCACCACUAGUUUGUUAGCGACGGCGUCAUGUCAAGAUCUCGCCCGAGUCGCAAUGACCGCGGCCGCUUACCCCCUCGACAUCGCAAACGGCAUCGCUCGGUGCCUAUACACCGUGGACAUUGCACCCAUCCCUCAAGCACCCAAGUGCACGGCCUACGAUUGGUCGAGGCAAAACUGGACGUCGAUGCUUUACAGCUGCACUGGGCCGGGGGAGUCUGGAACUGAUUGUUGUAAUCUGAUAGCCGGACAGUACCAAAUGAUGCUGGCAGCCAGCAUAAAUAAGACGAAUCAUGUUUUGGACCAGGGCCAGGCGGAAAUCUGCUUCUUGGAGUAUAUGGCCGCCCUCGAAGCUAAAGUGAUCUACAUACCGUGGUCAGGGUCAGGGAUUUGCGACGUGACAGCGGCGAGCGGUCUCCUGAACAUCGGUUGCUACAAUUACACCACGCUCCAACAGCAAAUUCCCGUCCGCUACUUUGACUACUUUGCUGGCAAUUGCACACAAGCGUCACCAGACAACUGCCGCCAUUGCGCGCAAACGCUCCUCGACGUUGGAACCGAGCUCGCAAUUAACACCGAUUCUGAGUACCUCAAAGCGUGUCAACAGCUGGCCGUGCACCAGUAUUACCAGUGGGUGGCCAGACUUGAGUUAGCCCCCGAGCUAGCAAAUUGUCGAUACCAGUUGCCCCCGGGGAUAGAGGUCACAAUUUUGCCCCUGGGCGAAAGUCCGUCCAACAUUAUGCUCAUAGCCGGGCUUAGUACUGCGGUUGUGCUUCUUGUGGUACUAGCGGGUGCUGCCUUCUUCCUCUGGAGGCGUUAUCCGCUGUACAAGGGCAAGUGGGAUGCUCGGACGAAGACGCUCGGCCGCCUGUCGUCGCUGCGCCAAAAAUUUGUUGGAUCGCGCCUGCAAGUCUUCACCAAAAAGCAGUUGAGCAAAGCGACCCAGGACUUCAGCGAGAGCCGUUUGGUGGGCGUCGGGGGCUCCGGGAAAGUGUACGUCGGAGAACUGAACGGGGAAGUGGUUGCGGUGAAGGACGCCACGUUUGGGUCCAACAAGAACGGAGCCAAGGAAGCAUGGAACGAAAUUGCGACCCUGGCCCAGUAUCGGCACCGUCAUCUGGUGGUUCUCAAGGGCUGCUGCAUCUCCGGAUCGCACUCCUUCCUGGUCUACGAGUUUCUGGAGCAAGGCAGCGUCGACGACCACCUGUGCCCGGCAGCCCCGGUUGGCCGCACCGCUGAGCACAGUGUGCGCGCUCACUUCUUGGAUUGGCCCACCCGCGAGAAGAUCGCCCUAGGGACGGCCAAGGGGCUUGCCUACCUGCACGAGGAGUGCAAGCCGCGGUGUAUUCACCGCGACGUGAAGUUAAGCAAUAUCCUGCUAACAAACGACUUCGAAGCGAAGCUAGCCGACUUUGGCCUUGCAAGGCGGACGGACCCACAGGACACACACGUCACCACAGCGAUCGCCGGCACGUGGGGCUACCUGAGCCCCGAGUACAUGGCCACCGAGAAGAGUGACGUGUACAGCUUCGGAGUGGUGCUGCUCUGCCUCGUGGCUGGGAGACGGCCCACCCAACCGAACGCACCAGAAGAGCAAAUCCACCUACCAGAAUGGGCGUGGUCCUUAGCGGAACGGAACGAGCUAGAGCAGCUGAUCGACCCGCGGCUCGAAGGGGAGCGGCACGAGUACGCGGCGAACAUGGAGCGCAUGACCAAGAUUGCUCUGCUGUGCGUCCACACGGCGGCCAGCGUCCGGCCCAGCAUGCGGCAGUGCGCGGACAUGCUCAUGGGACGGAUGGAGGUGCCCCGCCUUCCGAGGCGCCCCCCGACCCUCUAUACAAUCUCCUCGUUGGCGUCCUCCGAUCCCGAUACUUCAGCGGGGCUCUCCUCGGGGCAACAGAGCUCGAGCCUGAGCACUGGGGGCGCCGGAGCGUUCUCCAUUUCGAGCGACCAGGAUGCGAAAAGUAUCCCUUAGGUUUGGUUGCAUGUGUCUCUCGGUUAGGGGUUUGCUGAGUCUAGGUUAUCAGAAGGUGUUAUACCGCUUAAAGUAUGCUGAUCCACUCCAAGCCACUUAAAACAGCAUGAUCAGUCUUUGGGUCGUGCAGAGCGACGUUUAGUAAGUGUAUCAAUAGAAGUGGAUAAAGAGCUGGUAGGAUGAUACCGUACUGCAAUACAGCGACUGUCGCAACCGACGGGGUCAAAAGAGUACGUAGCACGUCAGGGCUUAUGACAUGGUCAAAUAGCUGGUCUAGCCUAGGAUGCCAUAAGGAUUGCGUUACUGUACAGAGCUGGUAGAUUGAUUGGUGAUUGACCCGAGUGUUAGGCCUGAACAAAGUUGAGCUUGGGUAUCAACCCGCUUAUAUCAACCCA
Molecule: messenger RNA, 3468 nt
Organism: Klebsormidium nitens
Lineage: Eukaryota; Viridiplantae; Streptophyta; Klebsormidiophyceae; Klebsormidiales; Klebsormidiaceae
Source: the annotation of a GenBank genome assembly